Nerophis ophidion (straightnose pipefish) is the source of this 5427-nucleotide messenger RNA. It is a transcript of the gene gabpa, whose product is annotated as GA binding protein transcription factor subunit alpha. Gene Ontology annotation, biological process: cell differentiation; regulation of transcription by RNA polymerase II. Gene Ontology annotation, cellular component: nucleus. Bases 418 to 1734 code for a protein of 438 amino acids. The record is from RefSeq and is a predicted model, not a curated record. NCBI's taxonomy places the organism in Eukaryota, Metazoa, Chordata, Actinopteri, Syngnathiformes, Syngnathidae. Gene Ontology annotation, molecular function: DNA-binding transcription factor activity, RNA polymerase II-specific; sequence-specific DNA binding. The transcript has 11 exons.
UCGUGUUUGCUUUCCAGGCAACUUUUUGAGGCUAACUUCAGUCAUGCCAGUUAGUCUCCGCCCUCCUCGCUGUUGAGUGUGUAGUUGUGACCAAAAAGUUCGCCUUGACUGAGGGAAUAUACUCUGCCUAUCACCCACUAUUGGUUCAAUUCCAUCAUUGUUUCCAAAAGACCCGAGGGUUCACCAGGCCACUGAGGCAAAAUGGAGUGCUGUAUGACGACACGUAUGGAAAGUUGAGCUACAGUUUAAUUCAUCGAAGAGAUUUAGAUGAAUGAAAGUAUAGAUGUUUUUCAUACAGUCACUGUCCCGUUAAAACACAGCUCCAAUUUUUAUGAGACGUUCCCGCUCUACCCGAAAACAUCACAAGGACUUGCUUUUAAACAAACCUAAAGCAUACAGAUCUCGACUCUUGAGACCAUGUCAAAGGGCGAAGGAGAAGAGAUGAUAGAGAUCGAGAUCGACGAACGUGAAAAACAAGGAUGCCUGGAGGAAGGCAUGGAGGAACAGACCAUUAUGACAUCGGAUCUAAUUCAGCAAGACAUCGACAUCAACGAGCCAGUGGGCAAUUUGAAGAAGCUUUUGGAGCCACGGAUCCAGAUCUCACUGGAAACAUAUGACAUAUGCUUGCAGGACAUUCAGCUGCACCCUGAUCACAGCCUCUUCGAUCAGGGCGUCAAAACAGACGGCACUGUGCAGCUCAGCUUGCAGAUUAUUACCAAACCAGGUGAGGAGAAGUUGAACAUUUUGGAGAUAGUGAAGCCGGUGGAGACAGUGGAGGUGGUGAUCGACCCGGACGCCGCCGGGGAGGAAGGCUCCCUGGUGGAGGAGGGACAGCUCAUCGCAGUAGAGCGGUCUGGCCUGUCCGACGAGACCUCGGAGCAGGUCACGCGCUGGGCCGCCGCACUGGAAGGCUACCGCAAAGAGCAAGUGCGACUCGGCAUACCAUACGAUCCGCUCCUGUGGACAGCUGACCAGGUGAUCCACUGGGCCGUAUGGGUUAUGAAGGAAUUCAGUAUAGACGAGAUGGAAAUCGGCAGCAUCCACAUCCCAGGUCGUGACCUCUGCUCUUUCAACCAAGAUGAAUUCCUCCAGAAAGUGCCAAACGGAGAGAUACUGUGGAGUCACCUCGAGCUGCUACGCAAAUAUGUGUUGGCGAGCCAGGACCAGUCUGGAGGGGAUGCCACAGUCACAAUUGAUCAACCUGUGCAGAUAAUCCCGGCUCAAGUCAGCACGCCCACUGCCAUUAAGGUGAUGAAGCAAAACCGUGGGCCUCGAACGCCUCGCAUCUCAGGAGAGGAGCGCAGCUCACCUGGCAACCGCACAGGCAACAACGGUCAGAUCCAGUUGUGGCAGUUCCUGCUGGAGUUGCUGACGGACAAAGACGCAAGAGACUGCAUUUCCUGGGUGGGCGAGGAAGGGGAGUUCAAACUCAACCAGCCCGAGCUGGUGGCACAGAAGUGGGGCCAGCGCAAGAACAAACCCACCAUGAACUACGAGAAACUUAGCAGAGCCCUCAGGUAUUACUACGACGGCGACAUGAUCAGCAAGGUGCAAGGCAAGCGCUUCGUCUACAAAUUUGUGUGCGACCUGAGGACUCUGAUCGGCUACAGCGCCGCCGAGCUCAACGGCCUGGUGACAGAAUGCGAGCAGAAGAAAAUGUCACGGAUGCAGAUGCACCACCAGCCCAUCACCACGGUGACGCUGGCCACCACCACUCUGGACAAGGACAGUUGAAGGCCGUGUACAAACUCUCCUCUGAACUCUUUACCUUCUGACACGCCAAGUUUGUUACAGGUUUUUAAACCUGAAGAGGGUAAAAUGUCCGCCUGUGAUUCACGGAGAAACGAAUGCUUGAAUGUGACUGAACUCAUGUUAACCCGUCUUCCUCGUCCGUAGCGUACAACAGCCCCACUGUACAUAAACCCACGCUUCAUGUUUUUGAUAGCCGCGAUGGCAUGUGUAUUUUCAUAUUUUUUCCUUUUAUAGAAAUACCCUUUUUGUAUUUUUAUUUUAGUCCAUGUUCCCUACAUUUUUGGAUCCUUUUUUUUUAGAAAUAAAGAAAAAUGUCCACAAGGAGGGAAUAAAGUGGCAAGCAUUUUUUUCUGAACUGUAUGUUAUUAAUUCACACCAUCUGCCAGGUAUAUACAUUCAAAAUUUUAUUCAUGAUAUUGUAGAAGUAGAAACUUUUUUUUAAAGCAAAUUUCAUUUGACUACACAGCGAAAUGAGGGAAAUAUAUAUAUAUAUUUUCUUGAAUGAAACAUUUACCUGAAUAAGAGCUUUAAUUGACAUGUCAAUGUGGUGAUAUGAUAUGUGUGUUGUAGUCAUACACUGAAGACAGAGGGGACAAGAUGAUGGACGCUUGCUUACUUACAAUGGGAUGAAGAAACAAAAACGUAGAAAGGGGGAAAUUAAGAAAAAAAAAAUCCUAAUUCAGUGGAACUUCCAAAGCUAGGCGAUAACCACAGAAUGAGAAAAUCAACAUGAUCAAUACAAUCACAUCAUUGGCUUGAAGGAACUGAAAACACAGGUUGCCUUAUCUUCAAUGUCUGAAGAAUAAACAUUGCAAACCAACAGAUGAGUCGUCUUCUCAAUAUUACAACUGUCGACUAUUUAUAUAUAUAUUUUUAAAGUAUUGCAAUCUUCCAGUUAUUUAGGAAAGAAGUCUUGAAAAGACAUGUCCAAUAUUCAAGGUUGUCUUAUAGCUGGGUCUAUAAUUAAUGUGAUGAAAUAUUCCAUGCAGCUUGGAAGCACAAUGGCCAACUUGCAUGAUAAUUGUCCAUAAGGGAGUAUUUAUUUGACCGUGCUUAGUUUUACUAUGCAAUGGUUCACUUAUUUUUGCACUACAAUGACAUUUAUUUUCAUGACCAGUUUGACCCUGGAACUGACAAUUAGGUUUGAUGGGGGAGGAAAAAAAAUUCUCAAAAUUGGUUGAUUUCUUUGGAGGUUCCACUGUUGUACUGAAUGAUGAUAAAAGAUGGGAAAAGGGCCACUGAGACCCCAACAAUCAAUAACAGCAAAUGGAAAGAUUGAUCUGUAAGGAUUUUCUCAAUUUAGUCCCCCUCCAUUGGCCCAAAAUGUAUUUUUCCAACAUUACAACGAACCAUUUUUUUUGGUGAUGUUUCUCCCCCCCCCUCCCCCCCUCCCACACACACACAAAAAAAAGACAGGAGUGCAUAAAACGCAAACAGUAUAACACAAUCAUCUUCCUUUCGGAUACUAAUACAACGUCAUAUAUUACAUAGAGUAUUUGUAUUCUUUGCCCAUGCAGCUAAAGCAACAGUGAAGCAUGGAGAUCUUUUAAGAAAUUAAAAAUAAAAGAGCGGUUUAAAGCGAGUAUUUUUCUUCCUUCAUAUCACGCGAGGUCACAAAGAAGACACUAGAAAUGUACAAUCCUGACAAAAUGUCCUAGACAGGGGGGUCCAAAGUGCAGACCAUUUUUCGUGCUUUGCUUGUUGGCCCUCAGCACAUUUGUAAAAGAAAAUACAAUGAUUUAAACUAUCAAGGAGUUAUGUUACUAGAUAUAGCGCAAAUUUUCUUUGUUACCUUAUUUUGACGAUGAUGUGAUUUUAUGCAGAAUGCUGGCGCCAGCAACUCAUUCAGUAACUACAAUAUGGAAUGUCGGAAGGAAUUGCAUGUAAAUGCUAAAAAGCCCAACAUGGAUUGGUAGCACGGUGGCCAGAUAGCAACAUUUGACAAAAUAUACCACACUAAAUCGCCUAUCAGCAAAACAAGCGAAAAAAUUUAGGAUUCCAACAUUAGCGUGCCAACAGUUAGCAUCCAUCAAGCACCGAAUUAUAUGACUCCUAGGCAAAUGUAUGCAAAAUUGGCUUUAAAAAAACUAACAUGCUACCAGUUAGCAUGUGUCAAAAAUCAAAUUAUGACUCUCAGAUGUAUAACUGAAAUUUUCUGGAAAAAAGCUAACAUGUUCAUUUUAUCAUUCUAACAGUUAGCAUGUGUCUAGUAAUACAUUGUAUGACUGAUGUGUGUGCCUGCAAAAUUAAACUAACUUGCUAACAGUUAGCAUGUGUCAAAUAUCAAAUUAUGACUAUCAGAUGUAAAAUUGUGAAGUUUUCUGGAAAAAACUAACAUGCUCAUUUUAAGCAGUUUAUUUAACAGUUAGCAUGUGUCAAGUAUUAAAAUAUAUGACUGAUAUGCGUGCCUGCAGAAUUAACUAAAAAUGCUAACAGCGUGUGUCAAAUAUCAAAUUAUGACUCUGAGAUGUGUAACUGAAAUAUGCUGGAAAAAAGCUAACAUGUUCAUUUUAGCAUUCUAACAGACAACAUGUGUCAAGUAUUAAAUUAUAUAACUGAUAUGUGUGCCUGCAAAAUUACCUGAAAAAGCUAAUAUGCUAACAGUUAGCAUGUGUCAAAUAUCAACUUAGAACGCUGGGAUCUAUCCAUCCAUCCAUUUCCUACCGCUUAUUCCCUUUCGGGGUCGCGGGGGGCGCUGGCGCCUAUCUCAGCUACAAUCGGGCGGAAGGCGGGGUACACCCUGGACAAGUCGCCACCUCAUCGCAGGGCCAACACAGAUAGACAGACAACAUUCACACUCACAUUCACACACUAGGGCCAAUUUAGUGUUGCCAAUCAACCUAUCCCCAGGUGCAUGUCUUUGGAAGUGGCUGGGAUCUAUAACUGUGAAAUUUGCUGGGAAAAAAGCAAACCUGCUCAUUCUAGCAUUCUAACAGUUAGCAUGUGUCGAGUAUUAAAUUAUAUGACUGAUGUGUGUGCCUGAAAAAUUAACUGAAAUAGCAAACAUGCUAACAGUUAACAUGCAUCAAGUACCAAAAAGUCUAUGACUCUUUUGAGGUGUCUACCAGCAAAAAAUAGCUAUACAAGUUAGCUUGCUAACUUUAACGUGUUUGGAAUUAGCGGAAAAUGUUGGUCUCUUAUCAAUAUGAAUUGGUUGAAAAAUGUAGGAGGAAAAAACCCGUCAAAGAAAAGCUGGAAUAAGAAAAAUAAUACCGACAUUAGGGCGGUGGUGCGGAAUUUUGAUGCUUGUCAACAUUGACACAAAAUAUCAGGUUGUCAAUAGAUACAUCGGUUUUCAGCGAUAAUUUUCACCGAAAAUAUAUCCUGGUUUUAGUACAGUUAAACCCGCAUUGACGAGCCGCUUGUUUUAACUGAGUACAGCUGCAAAAUAGGCCACUACAGAGCCCCCCCAAAAAAAGUUGCGGUUUAAUUAAAGUCAACAAGAGACCGUGUUUUCACAUUGUCUGUGAACGCACCACACUGUUACGUAAGUCUAGCUAUACAAUCCAAGGGCUUCUUCAUUCCUGUCAAGAGUCCUUAGUGAAAAGGUCAAAGUGAUGUUAAAUGCUUAAAUUCUUCAUUUCGUUCGUUAUUCAUAUGCAUUUUGUAGUGUUUUCCGUGUGUAAAUUGAUGAUAAUUCUUUUGAAAAAGUCUUGCCCGUGUGUAAUAUAAUCA